AUGGCUGAUGAUUUCGAUAUCUACAAUGAGGAUAACUUUGGUGCAAAUGGAGAAGCAUCAGAUGAUUUAUACGCCGAGAUCCUAGAAGAAGAUGAUAAUCGUCCUUCAAAACGUAGCAGGAGAGAUGACGACAUUAAUUAUGAUCAUGCCGAACCUCAUCCUGGAGGACAAGAAGAAAAGGAUGAUGGUGAUGAUUUGUUCGCGGAUUUCGGGGAAGGUGAAAAGGAUUAUGAAGUGAAAAUGGAGUCGACGGAAGAAGAUCAAAUGGCUGCUACGCAUACGAAUCCUCAAGAAGGUCGUACCAAUAGCAUACCACGAGUAUCUUCAUCCAACAAUAAUAUAGGUCAGCACAUGCAUGAACGCAGAACAGCUGCAAAUGCUACAAAUGCUUUAUAUAUUGGCGAAUUGAAUUGGUGGACCACUGACGAGGAUCUUCGCAAUGUCGCGCGCGAAGUUGGAGUCGCAAAUGAAUUGACCGAAGUCACAUUCUAUGAACACAAAGUUAAUGGAAAAUCUCGGGGUGUUGCAUAUAUGGAAUUUUCCACUCCGGAAUCGGCAAGUAAAGUCAAAGAUCGAUUGGAAGAAAUUGAAGUCACCGGAAAGAAAUGUCUUGUUAAUUUUACUAGUUCGGCUAAUGGAAAUCCAUUUAAGACUGUUCCGAAAGAACCUCCUCCAAAAUCUGCCCGUCAAGCGAUGCAACAGCAGCCAUCUGCACAAAGAGCAUCUACUAAUUUGCCUACGCGUCCACAGGUCAUGAGACCGAAUUCGCUCGACUUUCAUCAACCUCGUGGCGGUUUUCGAACCGGGCAAAUGGUUGCCGGGCCAAGAGAUUUUUUUGCCCCUCCAAUUGCACCUUCAGCGUACACGGGAUUUGCAACUGGUAGAAGUGGGUACAUGAAUGGUUUUGGGGCCACCGGAGAUGCUUCAUACGCUAUGAUGGCACGUGGCGGAAUGAUGAGUAUGCGGGGUCAACCUGUUAGUCAUGUCCGUCGUGGAAUGAUGGGUGGCCGUGGUGUGAUGCGUGGAGGAUACGGUGAUGAUUAUAUGGGUGGAAAUAUGGGUGCUGGUAUGGGUGCAAAUAUAGGCGGAUUUAAUACUCCAGCAGGUCCGGGAUUUCCAGCUCCACAUUUUAACCCCGCAUUUUUUGAUCAAGGAUAUGGUGGCGAUGAUGUACCUGUUGCACCACGAGGACAAAGAGGUUACGAUGGAAUAACUCAUGGUAUGAAAAGAACUCGAGAAGAUGACGAUCGUGGACACAUGGAUGGAAGAGGUAAAAAGAAGCUCAUUCUUCUGCAAGCUUUUUCAAGUUUACUGAAUAUUUAUUUUUGCAUCGGGUAUUUUCUAUUAUCAGAUCGUCGAUAUUGA
This is a messenger RNA of Acaulospora morrowiae, 1365 nucleotides long. Lineage: Eukaryota; Fungi; Glomeromycota; Glomeromycetes; Diversisporales; Acaulosporaceae. The record is from the annotation of a GenBank genome assembly.